Molecule: messenger RNA, 201 nt
Organism: Funneliformis geosporum
Lineage: Eukaryota; Fungi; Glomeromycota; Glomeromycetes; Glomerales; Glomeraceae
Source: the annotation of a GenBank genome assembly
AUGGCAAAGGAUCAGUUGAAUGUAAAACAUAAUCCUAAAAAGCAUAGCUACGACACAGCAGGUUUACAUGAAGAUGGAAUUGUAUCCACUGCUGUAGAUUGGAUCAUAAUCAAACUAAUUUCAUCUAGCUCUGAGAAUAAUAGUGAAGGAAAGGUAGAAGUAUUGCUAAGUUCUUUGGUCGCUCUCACCACUACUAAUUAA